AUGGCUACAUCAUAUUUUAUUGUCGAGAUUUGUUCCAUUGUGUACCUCUUGUCAUUGCACAGUUUGGAGAAUGGUCCCAUAACUCAGGAUUACUCCCAUACAACAGCAGCAUCCAAGAUGGAGGGUCUGAUGGCCGCUGUGAAGAAGACUGUGAUACUGUUUGAUGCGUUACGCCGAUUGGGAGUCUCUGAGAGGAUGUACAAGGAUGCCAAGGCACAAGAUAUGCCACUUGGGCCUUUCCAGAAUGCAGUGAAGAUCGAAAAAGUAAUUGUGCAAAGUGCGAAGAAGAACACACUUUGGGUCAAGAAGAUGGAACACAUUAUGGAGAAGCUUGUUUACAUUGUGCAUUUCUUACCUUCUGAGAUCAACUGCGUCUUCUAUAAGGAGCAUGAAGAGGAUGGAUCUGCCAAUACUAACGAGAGCCCUCAGCAAACGCUAGGGUCUCAUGACCUCCAGCUGCAUUAUGCAAAGAUCAUCACCGCUAUACAAAAUUUGUUUCAACCGCAGGCAUUUGUAACAACAACGUCUACAAAAAGUGGCAUAGAUUCAUUGUUCCGUGCAUUGCCU
Oryza brachyantha (malo sina) is the source of this 567-nucleotide messenger RNA. Its product is annotated as protein PSK SIMULATOR 3-like. The transcript has 6 exons. Gene Ontology annotation, biological process: positive regulation of growth. The record is from RefSeq and is a predicted model, not a curated record. The annotation marks the transcript as partial. Lineage: Eukaryota; Viridiplantae; Streptophyta; Magnoliopsida; Poales; Poaceae.